AUGGUAGGGUUGUCCGGCAGCCAGCAGAAUGUAUCGAUACCGUAUUCCCAUGGUGCUGAAACUGAUGUGGGGUUGACUGGGCCCAUCUCUCUGGGCGGUUACGACGAGGCGGGGUCUAUCAGGAAGAGGUUGAUGCGAAUAGGGGAGAGAGUUCGCGCGUACGAGGUUAAAGUGCUGAACUCUAAAGCGUAUAAAAUCACUGUACUGCAUUGGGGGUUACUGGCAUUGUGGGGGUUGCUUCUUCUGCUUUUCAUGAGGGUAUAUCGAGAUCUGUACCAGAAAACAAGGCUUGUGGCUACAGCCUGCACCAAUGUGUUGCUCUUUGGGAUCUCUGAUAUUAUAGCUCAAUGCAUCACUUGCUUCCAUUCACACGUUAUAGAUCCAGUACCUCAGUUUGUCAGCGAUACAAGUAAUCAGUUGCUGCGGACAUUCUCGAACUCAGAGGGGCCGCAAGAACUUUCGUACGACGACAGCGACACUUUCUCCGUGUUCAACGAGUACGGAAUCACACCUGUAUCAUCCACGGAGGAUCUCCCACGAACCAGUAGUCCAGACAACGAGAACACAGUCAUCUUCGAGUUCCCAAGGUGGCUCUGGUUCAUGGGCUGGGGGGCCUUUGUGGCCAACUUCCAAGUCCCCUGGUACAAGUUUUUGAACUUUUAUUUCACAGAGGACCCAUCCAUGGUACAGGUCUUUGAGCGGGUGUUAUGCGAUCAACUGCUGUACUCGCCCUUAUUUUUGUACUUCUUCUUCACUUACUCCAACUACCUCAUGGAGGGAGGUAACGCCCACACGAUGAAGAUCAAAAUCCAAAAACUUUACAUCUCGACUUUAGGGUGCAACUUACUAGUGUGGCCGUUGGCUCAGAUCAUCAAUUUCUCAAUCAUGCCGAAACACUUUCAAGUCCCCUUCAGUUCAUCAGUCGGUGUACUGUGGAACUGCUUCUUAUCGAUGAGAAACGCAUCGAAUUCGAUAUGA
This is a messenger RNA of Huiozyma naganishii CBS 8797, 978 nucleotides long. RefSeq lists its product as uncharacterized. The record is from RefSeq and is a predicted model, not a curated record. NCBI's taxonomy places the organism in Eukaryota, Fungi, Ascomycota, Saccharomycetes, Saccharomycetales, Saccharomycetaceae. Gene Ontology annotation, cellular component: membrane; cytoplasm. Bases 1 to 978 code for a protein of 325 amino acids. The transcript has a single exon.